AUGUGGCUGUGGGAGCCUGGGGACCUCCGGGUCUCCUGGGGUGACUUGGAUUCAGGGCUGACUAAGAAGAGAACCAAAGUCCAGAAGAAGUCACUGCUUCUCAAGAAACCCCUUCGGGUUGACCUCAUCCUCGAGAACACAUCCAAAGUCCCUGCCCCCAAAGAGCCGCCACCUCACCUGCUGCACUUGUGCCACCUCUCCCCGACCAGCGUCCUUGCCCACCAGGUUCCUAACGCCAAGAAGCUCAGGCGGAAGGAGCAGCUAUGGGAGAAGCUGGCCAAGCAGGGCGAGCUGCCCCGGGAGGUGCGCAGGGCCCAGGCCCGGCUCCUCAACCCUCCUGCAGCCAGGACCAAGCCCGGGCCCCAGGACACCGUGGAGCGGCCUUUCUACGACCUCUGGGCCUCAGACAACCCCCUGGACAGGCCGUUGAUUGGCCAGGAUGAGUUUUUCCUGGAGCAGACCAAGAAGAAAGGAGUGAAGCGGCCACCACGCCUGCACACCAAGCCGUCCCAGGCCCCCGCCGUGGAGGUGGCGCCUGCCGGAGCUUCCUACAACCCGUCGUUUGAAGACCACCAGGUACACCACCCCGACCAGGCCUCCCUCCUCAGCGGGCUCUGCCUCUCGGCGGGGCUCUGGGCUGGGGUGGGACGCGGGUCCCUGGCGCUUCUGUUUGACGGCACUCGCCUGGACCCUGACCCUGCCCCGUCUCCACAGCGGGUACAGCAGGCCGCGUUGCGGGCCGCCCGGCUCCGGCACCAGGAGCUGUUCCGGCUGCGCGGGAUCAAGGCCCAGGUGGCCCUGAGGCUGGCGGAGCUGGCGCGGCGGCGGAGGCAGCGGCAGGCGCGGCGGGAGGCUGAGGCUGACAAGCCCCGAAGGCUGGGGCGGCUCAAGUACCAGGCACCCGACAUUGAUGUGCAGCUGAGCUCGGAGCUGACAGACUCGCUCAGGACCCUGAAGCCCGAGGGCAACAUCCUUCGCGACCGGUUCAAGAGCUUCCAGAGGAGGAACAUGAUCGAGCCUCGAGAGAGAGCCAAGUUCAAACGCAAGUACAAGGUGAAGCUGGUGGAGAAGCGGGCGUUCCGUGAGAUCCAGUUGUAGCUGCCAUCGGAUGCUGGAGCCCCGCCCUUCAAUAAAAAGUCCCUUUUAGC
Messenger RNA from Mandrillus leucophaeus (drill), 1148 nucleotides. RefSeq names its product glioma tumor suppressor candidate region gene 2 (gene NOP53). Gene Ontology annotation, cellular component: nucleolus. The record is from RefSeq and is a predicted model, not a curated record. The transcript is spliced from 12 exons. Gene Ontology annotation, biological process: rRNA processing; ribosomal large subunit assembly. Gene Ontology annotation, molecular function: 5S rRNA binding. NCBI's taxonomy places the organism in Eukaryota, Metazoa, Chordata, Mammalia, Primates, Cercopithecidae. Bases 1 to 1098 code for a protein of 365 amino acids.